UAGGAGCUUCUCCUCAGGGAGCCUCUGAGAAGCAGACACAGAUAGCAGGAAUUAAGACACUAGUACUCAGUCUUGCUGUGGUAGAAUAUAUAAUAUUUGUAUUUCAUUGUAUAAGUGUUUUAAUUGGAAAAGGGUUAGAUUAACCAUAGUAUCUGGCCGGUGCUUUAGGAUUGGAAACGACAUUGCAGAGUUGUAAAUCGUGCAUGUGAAAAAGAGAAAAGGGAGAGAAUUUGGAUUACAAAGAUUCAGAAGCUACACAGAAUAAACCUGUUAGAGUAUUUCAUUAGUUGGAUUUUUCUGCCUCUCUUUUGGUUGAUAAGAAGAAAAAAAAAGAAGAAACUCAAUCUCAAGGAUACAGAGUUUGCAUUUGCUUCAGAUGCAGAAGAAUCAAUGUAAUGUUUGAUUUACAGAAUGAAAUAAGUAGAAGAAAAGCAGGCAUGAAGAUAUUCUCUUGUUAGUGAUGCUACAUUGUUGGAAACAAAUGCUGGAAAGUAUUGGAGGCUCAGAUUUGGUGUAUGUUGCAUUACUUGUUUAAUCUGAUCAAGAAUUAACUGUUCUGUUACCACUGUGUAGGUAUGUGCUAAGUGACUGAGGAAGCAUGUGGCUAUCUGAAUGCCCAGAGCCUGAAGCACAAAAACAUCUUGAUUUACAUUUGUAUGCUUGUUAAAAGGAACAUUUUCAUAGGAAUUGCUGCAGUCAAGCCAAGGCUCAAAGGUACUGAAAUCCACUUGAGCCAGUAAUUUUGGAAUUCACAGUGGAAAGGAAUCCUAAGAAGUUUCCUUUAUAUAUCACUACAUUGGUAUAUGAUUUGUGAAGAGAAAACAGAAAGGAUUUUUUUUGUCUAUAUUCUUUAACGUGUGCCUUCGGUUUUAAAAAAGGAAACUUUACUUUCUAGUCUAGGAAAUGGCUUUUCUUGUUCGCUGUUAUGCCAAUUGUCUUCAGCCAUGGGCCUCCAAACUUCCAGCAGACCUUAACAAGUUGCACCUUACAGAAAACCCUCAUCCACAGGUGACCCAUGUCCCUUCUAGCCAGUCUGGAUGUAGCAUUGCCAGUGACUCAGGGAGCAGCAGUUUAUCGGAUAUCUACCAGGCUACAGAAAGUGAGAUAGGAGAUGUGGAUUUGACAGGUCUCCCUGAAGCACCUGUUGAUUCUGAAGAUGAAGAAGAGGAAGAUGAAGAUAUUGAUCGAACAGCUGAUCCAUUGCUAGGGAGAGACCUUGUUCGAGAAUGUCUUGAAAAAGAGCCUGCAGAUAAAACUGAUGAUGACAUUGAACAAUUACUGGAAAUUAUGCAUCAGCUCCCUGCCUUUGCAAAUAUGACCAUGUCUGUAAGAAGAGAACUUUGCUCAGUUAUGAUCUUUGAAGUGGUAGACCAAGCUGGAGCUGUCAUUCUUGCAGAUGGGCAAGAACUUGACUCAUGGUAUGUCAUUUUAAAUGGAACUGUAGAAAUCAGUUAUCCAGAUGGGAAAAGUGAAAGUCUUUGUAUGGGAAAUAGUUUUGGAAUUAUUCCUACUCUGGAUAAGCAGUACAUGAAUGGAGUUGUCAGAACCAAAGUAGAUGAUUGUCAGUUUGUAUGUAUAGCUCAGCAGGACUAUUGGAGAAUCUUGAAUCAUGUAGAAAAAAAUACCCAUAAAGUUGAAGAAGAAGGAGAAAUUGUUAUGGUACAAGAACACAGAGAAUUGGAUCGUAGUGGAACUCGAAAAGGGCAUAUUGUCAUCAAGGCAACACCUGAACGACUCAUCAUGCAUUUAAUAGAAGAACAUUCAGUCGUGGAUCCAACUUACAUAGAAGAUUUUCUGUUGACAUAUAGGACGUUUCUUGAAAGCCCCUUAGAAGUUGGGAAUAAGCUAUUAGAAUGGUUCAAACUUGACAGUUUAAGAGACAAGGUCACACGAGUAGUGCUUUUAUGGGUAAAUAAUCAUUUCAAUGAUUUUGAAGGAGACCCUGCUAUGACUGGAUUUCUAGAAGAAUUUGAAAAAAAUCUAGAAGAUACAAAAAUGAAGGGUCAUCUCCGUUUAUUAAAUAUUGCCUGUGCUGCAAAGGCUAAAUGGAGGCAAAUUAUUUUGCAGAAGACUUCUCGGGAAUCACCACUUUUUUUCAGCCUCACUGGAGGAAAUGAGGGGUUUGGUAUUUUUGUGGAAGGAGUAGAACCAGGCAGCAAAGCUGCUGAAGCUGGACUUAAACGUGGUGACCAGAUAAUGGAAGUUAAUGGACAAAAUUUUGAGAACAUUACGUUGGGGAAGGCUCUUGAAAUAUUAAAGAAUAAUACUCAUCUCUCCUUGACUAUAAAGACCAACAUCUUUGUGUUUAAAGAACUAAUUAGUAGGACAAAGCAAGACAAAAAUGGUAUUCCUCAUAUUCCCAAAAUCGCUGAGAAGAAAAGUAAUCGCUACUCUAUCCCUGAUAUGCCUGGAGAUAUGGAACAGAUGUUUCCACAGGAGAAAGGAAAUAAAAAAUUGAAAGCAAACACUGUUUCAGGUGGAAGAAACAAAAUAAGGAAAAUUUUGGAUAAAACACGAUUCAGCAUAUUGCCUCCCAAGUUAUUCAGGAGACUUUUUGGUGAUGGCAAUGUGAGCCAGUCACAAGAUGACAGUGUCCUUGGAACAAGGCAGUGUAGGCAUAGUCUGGCUAUAAUGCCUAUUCCUGGAACCCUUUCCUCAAGUAGCCCAGAUCUCCUGCAGCCCACAACUAGCAUGUUGGAUUUUUCUAAUCCAACAGCUGUUGGUUUUUACUAUAUUCCGGAUCAAGUUAUAAGAGUUUUUAAAGCAGAUCAACAAAGCUGCUACAUUAUCAUCAGUAAGGACACCACAGCCAAAGAAGUCGUUUCCCAUGCAGUACACGAGUUCAGUUUAACAGGUGCUCCUGAGACAUAUUCCCUCUGUGAAGUAUCUGUUAGUCCAGAAGGUGUUAUAAAGCAGAGAAGACUUCCAGAUCAGUUCUCCAAAUUAGCAGACAGAAUUCAACUAAAUGGAAGAUACUAUCUGAAAAAUAACAUGGAAACAGAAACCUUAUGCUCGGAUGAAGAUGCCCAGGAAUUACUUAGAGAGAGUCAAAUAACCUUAUUGCAACUUAGUACCAUCGAAGUAGCAACCCAGCUGUCAAUGAGGGACUUUGAAUUGUUUCGAAAUAUUGAGCCCACUGAAUACAUUGAUGAUCUUUUUAAGUUGAACUCCAAAACAGGGAAUACUCACUUGAAAGAAUUUGAGGACAUUAUAAACCAAGAAACAUUCUGGGUUGCAACAGAAAUUUUGACAGAAUCAAAUCAGCUCAAAAGAAUGAAGAUUAUUAAGCAUUUUAUUAAAAUUGCUCUUCACUGUCGAGAAUGCAAGAACUUCAAUUCCAUGUUUGCAGUAAUAAGUGGCCUGAACCUUGCACCUGUUGCAAGACUCAGAGGUACUUGGGAGAAACUGCCAAGCAAAUAUGAAAAACACCUUCGAGAUCUGCAAGAUCUUUUUGAUCCAUCUAGAAACAUGGCAAAGUAUCGAAAUAUUCUUAGUAGUCAAAGCAUGCAACCUCCAAUUAUUCCACUCUUCCCUGUUGUCAAGAAGGAUAUUACAUUUCUACAUGAAGGAAAUGAUUCCAAGGUAGAUGGCUUAGUAAACUUUGAGAAACUAAGAAUGAUUGCCAAAGAAAUCCGUCAAGUUGUCCGAAUGACUUCUGCUAACAUGGAUCCAGCUGUAAUGUUCCGACAAAGGAAGAAGAGGUGGAGGAGUUUGGGGUCAUUGAGUCAGGGGAGCACAAAUUCAAAUAUGCUGGAUGUUCAAGGAGGUGCUCACAAAAAACGGGCUCGCCGAAGCUCACUGCUGAAUGCCAAGAAGUUGUAUGAGGAUGCUCAAAUGGCCAGGAAAGUGAAGCAGUAUCUCGCCAACCUUAAUGUGGAAACUGAUGAGGAAAAGUUCCAGAUUAUGUCCCUGCAGUGGGAGCCUGCAUAUAAUACUUUGACUAAGAAUUUAAGUGAAAGACGAUCCACAAAAUCAUCAGAAAUGUCUCCAGUACCUAUGAGGUCAGUUGGUCAAAUCACAAAAGCCCAUCUGCAUCAGCCAAACAGAGUGAGCCAAGUACUUCAAGUUCCUGCUGUUAAUUUGUACCCUAUCAGGAAAAAGGGUCCAACAAAAGAUCACAUUGCAUUUGGUACAAGUGCGCCACAGAAAAUUUUAGGAAUGUCUGAAGAAGUAAGUGGUAAGAAACUACUAUCAGAAGACACUUUAUCAAUGGCAUCAUCUUUGCAUUCUAGCCCUCCCGCAUCUCCUCAAGGUUCCCCUCGCAAAGUUGGCAGUAUCAGAUCUGACCAUGGCAGCCAGCUUCACCUUUAUGGGUCCUCCUCAUGCCUUACCAGUGAUACCAGCACCAAGACCAGUGGCCCUCGAAACUGCGGAAUAGGUUACACCCAUAUACCGUCAGCUAAAUCCGAAAACUUCUCAGACUCAAGCCAUAGUGAGAUUUCAUCAAGGUCCAGCAUCGUGAGUAACUGUUCUGUUGACUCAAUGUCUGCAGCUCUACAGGAGGAUCGGUGCUUACCCCAGUCUCUUAGCGGCAUGGACUCGGUUGGAGCAGUAGAAAAGAAGGAUCACCCUCCAGUGACAACUGACCACAACCAGCAUGUGGUUGGAUGGACACUCUCAAAGCCUUCUGUAGUCAAAGGUUUAGCUGUUUCAUCAUCUGUGAGCACUGAAGAGAUUUCUCAUGAACACAUCACCAUAGAAGCAGCUGAUAGUGGCCGUGGAAGUUGGACUUCAUGUUCAAGUAGUUCCCAUGACAACUUCCAGAAUAUUCAGAACCAGAAGAGCUGGGAUCUCCUAAACUCUUACCGACACACCCAUCUGGAUGUCCCCAUCGCUGAAGUGGAACCCACAAACUGUGAGCCUUAUUUGUAUCCAGAGGGCUACUCUCAGACAAAUAGUCAGCCUAAAGAUGGUACAGAAUGGGUCCAGUCAAGGCAAAGCUGGGCUUCCUCAAGCUCUCUCUCAGACACCUAUGAGACAAACUAUGGGACGGUGAAAAGAAGAGUGGUCGAGGAUUCCGCUGCAGAGCCAGAUGAGGCUUUGGACUCUCAUCCUAACACUGAUGCCACUUAUAAAACAGUUACAUCCAGUACAGAGAAAGGCUUGAUUGUGUACUGUGUCACCUCACCUAAGAAGGACGAUAGGUAUAGGGAGCCACCUCCCACCCCACCAGGAUACAUGGGGAUUUCUUUAGCGGACAUAAAAGAAGGACCACCCCACCACCCACACUUAAAACCUCCAGACUAUAGUGUGGCAGUACAGAGGUCAAAGAUGAUACAUAGCAACCUCUCUAGACUGUCAUCAGCCUCUCUCGUUAGUGAACCUGUGGCCUGUAUUUCAUCGAAGAUCCUAUCUCAGCCGCAGUGGCAUAAUCUGCAACCAUCCCAUCCUAAACUAGCCGAUGUGACUGAUGCAGAUAGUGAAGCAGAUGAAAAUGAGCAAGUUUCAGCAGUCUAGCCUUUGAGGAAGUCAUCUUGAAAACAAGUUCAAAUCGAAGUACUUUGGGAAGAAGGACCAUAAGAAUUCUGUUAGCCAAUGCUGACAGCUCGCUGCUACUACACUAAGUUUUUAGUGCCUGUGUUAUGACCAGUGAGGUGGAUCUGGCUGAAUUGUGCCUCUCUUGCAUGUAGUCUCAACAGCCUGUGAAAUCCAUACUUAACAUGUGACAGAGCAUCCACUCUGCAAAACUCACUGACACUGUACAUUUCUAUAAGUGUUAUAAGUGUCUGUCUACACACUAGGCCUUCAUUGGGAUAAUCAGUUAUGAGAACCACUUACAGUGUGGAAAAUCAUGUUUAGUAUUAUAUAGUAUUUCUAUGGAUUUCCCUUGAAAGUUAUUUUAAGGUAGCAUUAUGGUUUUCCAGCCAAGAAUGUUAAUUUCAUGGACCUAUUGGACAGAAUUAUUUUCAUGUCCAUAUUCAUGCACAAAGUCAAAACUUCUGCCAAAAACCAAGGACUUUGCAAUGGUGUUUGAAUCAUAAUUUAUUAACUGAGAGUUUGUGGAGUUUUCUUUAUUUGCGUUUGAGUGUUACGCUCUGGUUGGCUACUGUCUAUGUUUAGAAGGAAAUAAAAAUUUUAGACUUACAUAAACUAUUCUUAGGAUAACCAAACAAGUGUCCUUUAAAGCAAGCUUGUGUUACCCGAGGAAAAAGCCAAGGACUACAGAUUACAGCAUGGUUAUAUGCAUAACAUACUAGAAUUUAUGUAAAGUAUACGCUGAGUGGAAUGGGAAGUUUUUUGUUUGUGAACAUCGGUCAGUGAAAUGUUGCCCUUUUAUAGUCCCAGUUGAAAACUUCGGUGAAGUUGUCUUUUAAAGAAAGAAUCAAAGUAUGAAUCGAUAAGUAAAUACUUAUUAAAUGCCUACUGUGUGCCAAGCACUGAGCUGGGCUCUGGGGAUACAGAUACAAUGAAUAAAACAAUCACUAACUCUCAAGAAACUUAGGUUCUGAUGGGGGCAGAAGUCAUUACCUUGAAGUCUUAGAGACCCCUAAAUUAUUAAAAUUUAGGUGCUCAAAUGCACGAAACUCAUCUCUAUGACUAAAAUGCUUUAAGCUUUAUUAGAUAGAACUCUGCUGUUUUUGAAGGUAAAAAGCAGCCUGGCAAAUACAGGGUGGGCCAAAAGUCACGAAUAUUUAAUUCCUUUAUUUUUUGUUGUUUAUUUACAAUACCGUAGCAUCAUAUACAGUAUAUAUAGGAAAUGAAUUUACAUUA
Dromiciops gliroides (monito del monte) is the source of this 6711-nucleotide messenger RNA. It is a transcript of the gene RAPGEF6, whose product is annotated as Rap guanine nucleotide exchange factor 6. Lineage: Eukaryota; Metazoa; Chordata; Mammalia; Microbiotheria; Microbiotheriidae. Bases 904 to 5457 code for a protein of 1517 amino acids. The transcript has 27 exons. Gene Ontology annotation, biological process: small GTPase-mediated signal transduction; positive regulation of ERK1 and ERK2 cascade. Gene Ontology annotation, molecular function: protein binding; guanyl-nucleotide exchange factor activity. The record is from RefSeq and is a predicted model, not a curated record.